Messenger RNA from Sorex fumeus (smoky shrew), 1444 nucleotides. RefSeq names its product E3 ubiquitin-protein ligase TRIM38-like. The transcript is spliced from 8 exons. The record is from RefSeq and is a predicted model, not a curated record. NCBI's taxonomy places the organism in Eukaryota, Metazoa, Chordata, Mammalia, Eulipotyphla, Soricidae. Gene Ontology annotation, molecular function: zinc ion binding; protein binding. The coding region runs from base 1 to 1395 and encodes 464 amino acids.
AUGGAGAAAGAGAUGGAGAAAGAGAUGGAAAAAGAGAACAUGCCUGCAUCUGGAGCCACCUGUAACUCCCAAGGGAAGUGCCUGGAGAAAAGGCUUGGAAAAACCAUGGCCUCGGGUACAGCUCUGACCAUGAGGGAGGAAGCCACCUGCCCCAUCUGCCUGGAGCUGAUGACUGAGCCCGUGAUCAUAGACUGUGGACACAUCUACUGCCAAUCCUGUAUAAUGAAAAAUAUUGAGAACCAGCAACAGAAGUCACCGUCAAAAGGAAACUUCCAGUGUCCUGUAUGUAGGUCGCAGUUUAAAAGGGAGAGCAUCCGUCCCAGUAAGCAGCUAGGAAACCUCAUUGACACCAUUAAGAAGAUGGAGCAGGAAUAUUUGUGUGAAGAACACGGAGAGAAGCUCUUCCUGUUCUGUGAAGAUGAUGGUCAGCUUGUCUGCUGGUUUUGCGAGCGGAAACCACAGCACAAAGGGCACACCACUGUCCUUGCUGUCAAUGCCUAUCAAGGCUACAAGAAAAAGUUCCAAGAAACUUUGACAUCCCUAAGGGAUCAAGAAGCCAAAAAUAAGGAAUGUCAAGGUAACAUAAGAGAGAAAAUAAGAAAAGUUCAGGAUGUGACAGACACUUUGGACAGGAUUUCUGCUAUGAAUUUAAACACACCAGAGGAUGUCUCAUCGGAUAUUUAUGCUCAGCCUGAUCUUUAUAACAUUUUCUUUAAAUUGAUAAAAAUGUUUGAGACUGAUUAUGUUGCUAACAGAUGGGGAUUUUUAGUCAUUAUUGGACUGAGAGCCUCAGUGACCAAAACUAAAUUGCUCUGUGAAUGCUGUGAGCUCAGGGAUCACUCCUGGAAACAUUUUGAGAUGCCGGGAUCAAAUGCAGUUACAGUUACUCUAGAUCCAGAUACAGCUUACAAUAAACUACUUCUGAACAAGGAUGAAAACAAGGUGACUGGUGGAUCCCCCCAAGUGAAGCAUGAGACUCCUGCUAGGUUCAAAGACUUACCCUGUGUCCUGGGAUAUGAGACCAUCACCUCAGAAAAACAUUACUUUGGAAUAUAUAGUAUAAGAGGACCCGAGUGGGAUGUCGGAGUUUGUUGGGAAAAUGUGUCAAGAGACAAUGACAUGAGACGGGAUCCUGAGUCUGGAUUCUGGGCCAUCAGACGUUGCAAAGAUGAUGAUUAUGUAGCUCUUACGUCUCCCCUAACUCCUCUUUCUCUGGAGAAUGUUAAUAACAUAGGGGUUUUUGUGGACUAUGAGGCUGGACUUCUCUCCUUUUAUGAUGAGGACUCUUGUUCUCACAUCUUCACUUUCCCAAAGGCCUCUUUCUCUGACCCUAUCAGGCCUUAUUUUCGUGUUGGUGAAGAUUCUGCUCUGUACACAUGGCCACAAAGCCUUUAAAAAUUGUUUAAAAAAAUGUGAGAUUUGUAAGAAAAGGAGCACAGUAUCC